CAGUGCGCUCUCUCUCUCUCCUCUCUCCUCUCAUUCUUUACUUGCGCAUUUGGAUUUUUCUCAAUCCUUUUCUACUCUCUCUCUCUGUCUCUCUAUAGAGCCGAUCGAUCGGAGAAGUCUCCUCUCGCCGGAGAAGAAGACGACCGUACACAACUCUAAAAUGAAGAUUUUUGUCAAAACUCUCAAGGGCACUCACUUCGAAAUCGAAGUGAAACCUGAAGACACGGUUGCUGAUGUUAAGAAAAAUAUAGAAGCCAUACAAGGGGCAGAUGUAUAUCCAGCUGUGCAACAGAUGCUUAUCCACCAAGGAAAGGUUCUUAAAGAUGGAACAACAUUGGAAGAGAACAAGGUUGCUGAAAAUAGUUUUGUUGUCAUCAUGUUGACAAAGAAUAAGGGCUCAUCUGGUGAAGGUUCAACUGCUUCAACUCCGACUGUAAGUAAGGCACCACAGACAAGUGCCCCACCCUCUACUGCCACCCCUCAAGCUCCUGCUGCAACCACAGAAUUCAUCUCAUCUCUACUUCACAGGCCUGCACGUGCACUGCCCGAGGCUGCUCCUGCUUCAGUUACUGCUGCGUCAGAGUCUGAUGUUUAUGGUCAAGCAGCAUCAAAUCUUGUUGCCGGAAGUAACCUUGAGGGAACAAUCCAGCAAAUUCUUGAUAUGGGUGGAGGAACCUGGGACAGGGAUACUGUUGUCCGAGCUCUUCGAGCUGCUUACAACAACCCAGAGAGAGCUGUUGAAUAUUUAUAUUCUGGUAUCCCCGAGCAAACUGAAGUUCCAGCAGUGGCCAGAGCCCCAGCAAGUGGUCCAUCUGUGAUUUCCCCAGCUCAGCCAGCCCAAGCAGCGGCUGUUCCUUCAAGCGGACCCAAUGCAAAUCCUUUGGAUCUCUUUCCCCAGGGCCUGCCAAACUUGGGAUCAAAUACUGCUGGUGCAGGGUCACUGGAUUUUCUUCGCAACAGCCAGCAGUUCCAAGCUUUGAGAGCUAUGGUGCAGGCCAAUCCUCAAAUUUUGCAGCCCAUGCUGCAGGAGCUAGGGAAGCAAAAUCCCCAUCUGAUGAGGCUAAUUCAGGAGCACCAAGCUGAUUUUCUUCGCCUGAUAAAUGAACCUGUUGAAGGUGGUGAGGGGAACAUCUUGGGGCAGCUUGCUGCAGCAAUGCCACAAUCUGUAACAGUUACACCUGAGGAGCGUGAAGCCAUAGAACGUCUCGAAGCUAUGGGUUUCGAUCGAGCAAUUGUACUGGAGGUUUUCUUUGCGUGCAACAAGAAUGAGGAGCUGGCUGCCAACUACCUUUUAGAUCACAUGCACGAGUUUGAAGAAUGAUAUUGUGGAGAAAUAAUUUGAUCAAAUUUCUACCUUCAACCAGCUGCUUGUUGAACUUUCUACUGACCUGGUGGUAUUUGCUUUUCUUUUGGUUAUCGCCCCCUCUUCUCUGGAUGCAUAUACUUUUCAACCCCAACAUUUUAGCUUUCAAGUUUUAUAAUGUCAAUACAACUAUUAUCAUGCUUC
Diospyros lotus (date-plum) is the source of this 1507-nucleotide messenger RNA. RefSeq names its product ubiquitin receptor RAD23c-like. NCBI's taxonomy places the organism in Eukaryota, Viridiplantae, Streptophyta, Magnoliopsida, Ericales, Ebenaceae. Gene Ontology annotation, cellular component: cytosol; nucleoplasm. Gene Ontology annotation, biological process: nucleotide-excision repair; proteasome-mediated ubiquitin-dependent protein catabolic process. Gene Ontology annotation, molecular function: damaged DNA binding; polyubiquitin modification-dependent protein binding; proteasome binding. Bases 161 to 1321 code for a protein of 386 amino acids. The transcript has 12 exons. The record is from RefSeq and is a predicted model, not a curated record.